UUCAGCACCAGCUGUAUCUGAGUUGGAAGUCACUGGGAUUAUAGGAGAGUCUGUUCUCCUGUCCUGUGACCUGAAUUCAUCCACGGCCAUCGACCCAGCAAGACUCCGGUUCCAUUGGCAAGAUGAGUCCGAAAAAGUGAUGUACUCGUUCAACAAAGGAGAAGAGAAUCGACAUCAGGAUAACCUUUACACAAACAGAACUAAAGCCUUUGGGUCUGAGAUGAGUUGUGGGAAUAUCUCUAUCAAACUCAGCCAAGUAACACUUGAAGACAAGCAGAAUGUCUACUGGGCUUUCGCUACACUGUUUGACGAGAAUGAUAAGCAUAUCCUCGAGUUGAUAAAAGUGUGUCACACUACCCUACAUGUGGCAGCACGGUUCCCGACACCCAGUGUGACUGUGAACAAGACAAAUAUGAAUGCCACGUGUUCAACCCAGGGGGGAUACCCACAGCCAGUCGUCACAUGGACCAUCCAGGACGUCAGAUUGGUUCAGAACCGCACUCUGGACCCGUGGGAAGUACAGACCAAAAGACAACCUGAUCCUGAAAGUGGACUGUACACCGUUUGGAGCCAAGUGAAUAUAACAGAAAAUCAGACGGUGACCUGCCAUAUCUUCAACCCCGUUCUGAGAGAGACUGUGAGCAACACAACCAUCGUCAGCUCCAAUCAGAGCAUUAACACAGACCCUGCAGGUGCAUGUGACAGGACGUAA
This is a messenger RNA of Salvelinus fontinalis (brook trout), 712 nucleotides long. RefSeq names its product T-lymphocyte activation antigen CD80-like. The transcript has 2 exons. The record is from RefSeq and is a predicted model, not a curated record. NCBI's taxonomy places the organism in Eukaryota, Metazoa, Chordata, Actinopteri, Salmoniformes, Salmonidae. The coding region runs from base 140 to 712 and encodes 190 amino acids.